CAUUUCCAAUGAAACCAGGCGCUUCUACGUUUACGUAAGCAACCGGGUGCUACGUAUUCGAAGGUCUUCACAUUCAAGUCAGUGGCACUACGUCUCAACAGAACAAAAUCCUGCUGAUCAUGCAACACGUUCUGUCCCUGCAGGCCAACUGAGUGCUACUAAUUGGUUCAGAGGACCCAAAUACUUGUGCGCAACAAAAAAUAACAUCGCAGAGAUCCACUAUGAUCUUGUAGACCCGAGUUCUGACCCAGAUGUACGUCCUCUGGUGUCCACUUUGAGUACCACAGCAACAGUCAAGCUGCUUGGCUCACAACGAUUCUCGAGGUUCUCGUCUUGGAGGUCACUGAUUCGAGCUAUUACUCGACUUAUACAUAUAGCUCGUCUUUUCAACACAACUUUCAGAGGCAACAAAUUGUGUCAAGGUUGGCAUUACUGCAAAUCAGAAUGCACGGUGGAAGAAGCUACACAAGCAGUGCACGUGAUUAUUCAGACGGUGCAGCAUGAAACCUACAGCCAAGAGAUCCAGUGCAUCCAAAAACGUGAGAAAAUUCCUAAGAGCAGUCCUCUCAAAAACCUGGAUCCAUUCCUUGACAAGCACAACCUUCUGAGAGUUGGUGGCCGCCUCCACAACGCAAACCUCGAUCAAGUUGAAAAGACUCCCUUGAUUGUUCCCGGUAAGCAUCAUGUUGCCGCCUUACUUGUAAAACAUUACCAUGAACAAACUCAACACCAAGGCCGACUGUUUACGGAGGGAGCUGUCCGUACAGCAGGGUUUUGGAUAGUUGGUGGCAAGAGAAAGGUGAGCAGCAUCAUUUACCAGUGUGUGACCUGUCGAAGACUCAGAGCUCCUCUCACUUUCAAAAAAUGGCCAAUCUACCUGCGGAUCGCCUCUCGACAGAUCCUCCCUUCACAAAUGUUGGAUUGGAUGUCUUCGGCCCUUGGAAUGUCUGUUCCUGUCGAACAAGAGGUCUUUCACACAGCAAACGGUGGGCUGUCCUUUUUACAUGUAUGAGUGUCAGGGCAGUUCAUAUUGAGAUCAUAGAAUCUCUUGACACGUCCAGCUUUAUCAAUGCGUUAAGGCGCUUCCUUGCGGUUCGCGGUCCUGUGAAACACAUUCGUUCAGACCGCGGCACCAAUUUUGUCGGUGCUUGCAAAGACUUGAAGAUACCAUCAAACAUUGAUGGCACAACACUGAAAAACUACCUAUCAAACCAGGGUUGUUCUUGGAGCUUCAACCCUCCACAUGCAUCUCAUUUCGGCGGAGCAUGGGAACGGAUGAUAGGACUUGCAAGAAGGAUUUUGGACUCAAUGUUCCUGCGCUUGAAAGACAAACUUACCCACGAAGUGUUGGUUACAUUCAUGGCAGAAGUAGCAGCAAUCAUCAACAACAGACCUCUUGUUCCUGUGACAAGUGACUCUGAUGAUCCAUUCAUGCUUACCCCAGCUACACUUCUGACACAAAAGGUGAACCCUCUUCCAGCACCUCCUGGUGAGUUUGGAGCUUCAGAUCUCUACAAGUGCCAGUGGCGACAAGUCCAACACCUGUCAAACACAUUCUGGAACAGGUGGCGGAAACAAUUCCUCCCAACACUGCAACCACGCAAAAAAUGGCAGACCGUUCAUCAGGUCAUCAAGCCAGGGAGUGUUGUUCUUCUCAAAGACAGUCAAACAGCAAGAAAUGAAUGGCCGCUUGGACUAAUAACAAAGACUUUCCCGAGUCAGGAUGGAAAAGUACGUCAAGCCGAGGUCAAGGUCAUCAAACCAGGAGGAUCAACACUUUUCCUCAGGCCUGUCACGGAGAUCGUGCUUCUUGUUCCUUCAGAUGCAUAGCUAGAAUAUGUUAGUAUUAAGUGGCAUGUAAUCACGCCAGGCGGGGAGUGUGCCGUUACCACUGUUAAAAAUGUUAAAAUGACUUUUACUUUACAUGUGAAUUGUCAUUGUUUUGUAUUGUGUUACUGUCACUUUAAAUGAAGACAGGUUGUAGUACCAGACAUGGCCUCUGACUUGCCAUGUGACCACAAAGUCAGGAAGUUAAGUGUCACGUGACCACAAAAGUCAGGAAGUAUAACAAGCAUGGCAGCAGGACUUGUUAUUGUCUCCUCUGUCAAUCUAGUUGAAUCUGCAACCAUCUUAUGCUUUUGAUAGCAUCGUCGAAAGAUGUGCAACCACAGCUCAAUCAAGUUAGUGGCCCACUUCAAAUAGAUGUGAAGAGAAAAAGAAGUGCAUGAUGUCAGCCUCCGUCAUCGUUCUGAGGACGGGGAGUCUGCCUCCACCAAAGAAGAAGAGUUGCCAUACACAAAAGAGGAGGAAGAGUCCGUACCCAUUCAAGAUGUCAGCCUCCCUCAUCGUCCUGAGCACCAGGAGUCUGCAUCCAUCAACAAAGAAGAGUUGCCAUACAUAAAAGAGGAGGAAGAGUCCGUACCCAUUCAAGGUCAUCGCAAGCAGCUUCAGAUGAGGCAAAUCAAAAGAUUUCCUUCUAUGUAAACGAUUUGCGGUCAUGGUCUCGCAGAUGUCAGCCAAUCUCAUCAUCCUGAGCACCGGGAGUCUGCAUGGAUCAAAGAGGAGGAGGAAGAUUUCGUACCCGUUGAAGAUAUCAGCCAAGCUCAUCGUCCGGAGCACCAGGAGUCAUCAUAUAUCAUGGAGUGGGAAGAGUUCGUACAGAUUCAAGACACUCGACCUGAUGUUAGCAUUAAUGCUAACAGUAGCCAGGCAGUUGACCAGACUCCGCAAUCUGCUCGUCCGUUCACCAUCGCAGCCAGAGGAAAGAUGUCGGCGCAACAAAUUGAAGAGUGUCACAGAAAGGUUACAGCAUAUUUUGUGAAAAGGCUGCAUCCCUUUUCAGAUGUGGAGUCACCAACCUUUAGGGACAUGAUGAAAGCUAUCAACCCAAAGUACACACCUCCCACCAGGGACGACUUGGCGAAUAAAUUAAUCCCAUCUUGGUAUGAAGUCGAGAAGGCCAAAGUGAUUACAGAGCUCGGUGACGCUGGUUCUGUUGCGCUCACAUGUGAUGGCUGGAGUAGCAAUGCACGGGACCACUACCUUACCAUCACAGCACAUUAUAUAGUGGAGGGUAAAAUGCAGCAAAAAGUGUUAAAAACAAAAGCUGUGUACAAAGCUCAGACAGGUUGUGUUGUGGCAGAGGAAAUGGGGGACAUUCUGUCAGAGUUUGGCAUUUCUGACAAAAUUGUCGCAACCACUGUUGACAAAGCUGCCAAUAUGGAUAAGCGGCUGCAUGUUUUGAAACUGUGCUGCUUCGCCCACACACUCAAUCUAGCAGCACAAAGUUUGUACUCCCUGAAUGCAGUGACUCAGUGGGUGGCCAAGAUCCGAACCAUUGUUGUGUGGAUGAAGAGGUGCUCGAUGGCCAAAGUGGUUCUCCGGGAAAAACAGCAACUUCUAAAAAUGCCCCAACACUCACUCAUACUUGAUGUAAGAACGCGAUGGAAUUCUCUGUAUCUAAUGCUGGAGCGAUUUACGGAGCAGUACCCUGCAAUCCAAGCAGCCAGCUUGGAUCAACGGUUGAGAAAGAAUAUGGAAAGGGACUGGCUUGCUCGGCUGAAUGAGGAAGACUUCCGACAAGCGGAGGAUUUCAUCAAUGUCAUGAAGGUUCUGUACACAUCAACGGUAUGCGUGUCUUCUGAGAAGAGCCCCACAUGUGGACAGAUUCUGCCCAUUCUCCACAAGCUGGAAGCACACCUGAGUGUGAAAGAAGGAGACACAGUGUUUAUAUCAAACCUUAAAAAACAGGUGUGGGCAAACCUGGUCAAGCGCUACCAGGACAAUGACAUCAGGACAUUUCUGCAAGUGGCCACUGCAUUAGAUCCAAGAUUCAAACAUAAGGUGGAUGACGUUGUCUGGGCUGAAAUCCUUAGAAAGCUGAAGCUGAUGGAUGAGCAGUCAACAGCAGAAGAUUGUGCAGAUGACGUCGCCAUGGAGGGAAGGCCUGACACUAUUGAAGUGGAAAAGAAGGAGGAGGAAAGUCAACCACCUGCGUGCAAAAUAUCCAGAAAGACCCCAAUGGAGGAGCUUUUCGCAGAGGAAGAGGCAGAGAGCAAACUUUUACAGCAGAGCUCUAUGUCCAUCAAAAAACGGGCGGACAUUGAGCUAAAUAUGUACCAGGAAAUGCCACCAGCUGUUUUGUCUCAGGACCCUGCUGCAUGGUGGUGGAACGAAAGACAGACAUUUCCUCUAAUGUCAGAUCUUGCCUUCUCGUAUUUAUGCGUUCAGGCUUCGUCUACACCUAGUGAACGUGUGUUCUCCACUGCAGGAGACACUAUUUGUCCGGAACGCUCAUGGUUACUGCCUGAGAAGGCCGAUAUGCUAAUUUUCCUGAACAAGAACUGUUUCUGAUUUUUUUUUUUUCUGUACCCGCUACUCUCCACCAGGUUACCCCAUUAGCGUAUAGUAUAAUGUAGAAUUUGUUUUGUGUAUAUAAUGUGUUGUC
Corythoichthys intestinalis (scribbled pipefish) is the source of this 4447-nucleotide messenger RNA. RefSeq names its product E3 SUMO-protein ligase ZBED1-like. Gene Ontology annotation, biological process: regulation of transcription by RNA polymerase II. NCBI's taxonomy places the organism in Eukaryota, Metazoa, Chordata, Actinopteri, Syngnathiformes, Syngnathidae. The transcript is spliced from 12 exons. Gene Ontology annotation, cellular component: nucleus. Bases 2638 to 4353 code for a protein of 571 amino acids. Gene Ontology annotation, molecular function: protein dimerization activity. The record is from RefSeq and is a predicted model, not a curated record.